Molecule: messenger RNA, 2169 nt
Organism: Plasmodium falciparum 3D7
Lineage: Eukaryota; Apicomplexa; Aconoidasida; Haemosporida; Plasmodiidae
Product: asparagine--tRNA ligase
Biological process (GO): asparaginyl-tRNA aminoacylation; tRNA aminoacylation for protein translation
Molecular function (GO): nucleotide binding; asparagine-tRNA ligase activity; ATP binding
Source: RefSeq, a predicted model, not a curated record
AUGAGAAUAUAUUUUAUCACAUUAAUCUAUUUCUUUACAUUAUUAUUUUUAUUAACAAAAUGUAUUAAAAACAAGAACAGAAAUAAGAUAUCAAAUAUAAGCUGUACCUAUAAUUUGUCAAGGAUAAGAAAUAGGCCUGUACUUACAACAGGUACUAAAAGGAGAAAGCUGAGGAAUAAUUUUUUUUUUUUAAACAACUACAGAAAAAUGAUAUCAUUAUGUAAUAAAAUAGAUAUAAAGAAAAGGUUCUUACUUCCUAAGCUUCAGGGGAAAUAUAAUCUGUACUGUACAACAAAAAAUGUUGAAAGGACGAGAAUUAAAGACCUAUUUAAAAUGGACAUAAAAGAAGCACAACAUAAAAAUUUUAAAAUUUGUGGUUGGAUAAAAUCAGUGAGAACAGUAGGAAAAAGUUAUUUUGUUUUUGUAGAUAUUAAUGAUGGCUCCUAUUAUAAAAAUUUACAAGUUAUUAUUGAUGAUAAAAUUCCGGACUAUGAAUAUAUUUUAAAAACGUCCACAGAUGAUGCCAUAGAAUGUUUUGGAGAGUUAAAAGGAUCCAUAGGAAAAAAACAAAACGUAGAAUUGUGUGUAUACGAUAUUUCAAAGAAUCAUUAUAUAAAAUUAUUUAAACAAAUGAAUCAAGACACUGUAGAGGAAAAGGAAAAAAUAAAUGAUAGUGGAAACGAAAAAGAUAAUCACAAUUUUAAUAGUAAUGGUCAUGUCAAUAAUUACAAUGAUAGUAAUAAUAAUAAUAAUAAUAAUAAUAAUAAUUAUAAUAAUAAUAAUCAUGUCAAUAAUUACCAUGAUAGUAAUAAUAUUAAUGAUAAUAUUAUUUUUACAAAAAACUCAUCUGGCCAUAUAAAUGAAGAUAAUAAAACAAAGGGCGCCAAACACAAUAAAGAAGACUAUUAUGUGAUAUCCAAAAAAUAUCACACAAAACAAUAUUUAAGGAAUUAUCCACAUUUACGAGCAAGAACAAAAUUAUAUAGUAGCUUAUUUAGAUUAAAAUCAGAUAUAAUUUUUGAAACUUUUAAUUUUUUAAAAAAAAAAAAAAAUUAUACAUAUAUUAAUACACCCAUUUUAACAAGUAAUGAUUGUGAAGGAGCUGGGAAAUUAUUUUAUGCAACUACAUUAUUUGAUCAACAAAUUAAAAAUGAGCAGAGAGAAGAAGAUCAUAUGAAAAAAGGAAUAACAAAUGAAAUAGCAGGUAAUAUAAAAGAAAAAUGUUAUUAUCAAAAUGAACAUCUAGAAUAUAUAUCACGUCAUAAAAGUAUAUCGAAAAUGGAAGGUUUUGAUGAAAUGUUAUUAAAAAAUGUAUCAUCUAAUGAUUGUAUAUCACCUAACAAUACAGAAUCAUAUAAUACUCGUUUUGAAAACGAUUUUUUUAAAAAAGCAUGUUAUUUAAAUGUAUCUAGUCAAUUAUCUUUAGAAUGUUUAUGUUGUUCCAUAGGAGAUGUAUUCACUUUAAAUCCUUCCUUUAGAGCCGAGAAUUCAAAUACAUUUAGACAUUUAAGUGAAUUUCUUAUGUUAGAAGUAGAACUAGCUUUUUCAAACUUGAAAGAUAUAAUAGACAUUUCAGAAGAAUAUAUUAAAGAAAUGAUUACUUAUGCCUUAUACAAAUCAGAAGAUGUAAAUUACUUGAAUGAAUAUCAUGAUAAAGAUUUAAAAAAUAAACUAGAAAAUAUAUUAAAUAAAAAAUUUGUUCUUAUAACAUAUGAUGAAGCAAUAAAUAUACUGAAAAAAGAAAAUGUUUUUUAUGAUUUCCAAUGGGGUAAAGAUUUUUCAUUUGAAGAACAAAAAUACCUAGCCACAAACUAUUUUAAAGCCCCUGUUGUUAUAAUCAAUUACCCAACUCAUAUAAAACCAUUUUAUAUGAAAUUAAAUGAAGAUGAAAAAACUGUCUCUUGUAUGGAUAUUAUUUUCCCAGAUGUUGGAGAAGUUGUAGGAGGGUCGGAAAGAGAAAUUAAUUUGAAGAAUUUAAAAAAACAAAUGGAAAAUAAAAAGUUAAAUAUGAAAUUAUAUGAUCCUUAUAUACAACUUAGAAAACAUGGAAAUAUACCUCAUGCUGGUUUUGGCAUAGGUAUGGAUAGAUUGAUCAUGUUCCUUUCAUCCAUAAAUAAUAUAAGAGAUGUGGUAACCUUCCCAAGAUAUCCAGGUUCACUUUUUAUGUAA